AUGGGGCUGAAGCAUUCAACACCAGCAGCAAAUGCUGAUGCUGCAGCUGACAAGCAGCAGUCAGUAGCAGCAGCUGCUGGUGCUGCAACUGCGGAGGGGAAGACUGCAGCAGCAGCAGCAAGAAAAGAAGCAGCACGAGUGCUGUCGGGCGAGUCUGUGCCUCUAGCAGCAGCUCUCCCUAAUCUUCGUAGGUUUGGCAUGCGCCUGUCUGCAGCAGUAAAAGCAGCAGCAGCAGAAGCAGCAGCAGCAACAGCAACAGGCGAUGAACCCAACCCAGGCGAAACAGCAGCAGAAACAGCAGCAGAAACAGCAACAGAAACAGCAGCAGAAACAGCAACAGGGAGAGGACUUGGUGGGUCUUUUGCUGCUGGUUUAUGGAUCCCUUGCAUGCAAGUUGCUGCUCUCUUCUUUUAUACUGGACGCUGCUGGACACGACUAGGCUCGCAGUUCUGCCUUAAGCCACCAUCCAGCAGCAGCAGCAGCAGCAGCAGCAGCAGCAAUAACAGCAGCAGCAGGGGUGACAGCUGCAAGAGCGAGAGCAACAGCAAGGGUGGCAGGAAGAACAGAAGCAGCAGCAGCAGCAGCAAGGGGAGCCAUGAGAGCCAGGAGGCAGAACAAAAGGCGGCUGCAACGGCAGCAGGAGAAGCAGCAGCAGGUCCUGCUGCAGAAGAAGCAGCAGCAGCAGCUGCUGCUGCUGGCAUUAAUGUGAUUCUGCUGUAUCCUUGGGACUUCGCUGCGGUACUUGAGUGUUGUUCGUUGCUUCUGUUGCAUGCAGAGACAGGGGAACCCAUCAAUCCGCUGCUGCUGCUGCAGCAACAGCUGGAGCAGCCGCAGCAGCAGCAGCAGCAGCAGCAGCAGAAGCAAGAAUGCCAGCAUCCCUGCGGGCAGCCCUGCAGCUCUGUGGCUACAGGAAGAAGCCUUGGGGUGUACAUACACCUCAAGAAGAUGGGGUGUAGGCAGCAGGAAAAGAAACCCCCGCAGCUGCACACAAGCAGCAGCAACGACAGCAGCAGCAGCAGCGACAGCAGCAGCAGUGACAGCGACGGCAGCAGCAACAGCAGCAGCAACAGCAGCAGCCGGAACAACAGCGAGGACGAGGCCGUGUUGCCCCCCAAGAAGUACCGUCGAAUGCUUAAUGGCCGCAGCAGCAGCAGCAGCAGCAGCAGCAGCAGCAAAGGCAGCACAGGCAGCAAAAGGUUUCCUAUCUUCCUAUUUGAUGCAGAUUGCUGCGCUGCAGAAGCAGCCCUCUCCCUCCCCUUGGAGCUGCCUCGAGCAGCAGCAGCAGCAGCAAGAGCAGCAGCAACAGCAGCAGAAGCAGCAACAGAAGCAGCAGCAGGAGGCGAACCUCCAAAGCCAACGCUGGGACGGCCGCUGCGUCUGCUACCCUGCAGCAAGACAAAAGCAGCAGCAGCAGCAGCAACAGCAGCAGGAACAGCAGAAGAGAUGCUGCUGGCUGUUGAAUGCAGCGGCAGCUGCAGUUUGCUGCACUGUACCGGCAGUUUUAUUCUUGACUAA
Messenger RNA from Eimeria maxima, 1515 nucleotides. RefSeq lists its product as hypothetical. Lineage: Eukaryota; Apicomplexa; Conoidasida; Eucoccidiorida; Eimeriidae. The record is from RefSeq and is a predicted model, not a curated record. The coding region runs from base 1 to 1515 and encodes 504 amino acids. The transcript is spliced from 2 exons.